Porites evermanni is the source of this 1645-nucleotide messenger RNA. NCBI's taxonomy places the organism in Eukaryota, Metazoa, Cnidaria, Anthozoa, Scleractinia, Poritidae. The record is from the annotation of a GenBank genome assembly.
AUGAUCAGAUACUCAGGUUUUUGGUGGCUUCAAAGGUCGUUUAUUUUUUCAUGGAGCGACUGUCUUCAAAAGCUAUGUAACCGCGCCAUUGUAAUAUCCAACAUGGCGACCGCCGGCCCUACGGUCUGGUAUCAGACAGUGCUGAAUGUAAAGCCUAAAUCUCGCGGAGUUCAUGUUAUUACGGACGAAGUAGAAAAAAUACCAGAACUCAAGAAAUACAAGGUUGGCCUGGCUCAUUUAUUAUUGCAACACACCUCGGCAAGCAUAUGUGUGAAUGAAUGCUGGGAUUCUUCUGUGCGCCACGAUAUGGAGAUGAUGUUAAAUCGUCUGGCUCCGGAGCAAGGGCCCCCAUACAAGCAUACUAUAGAGGGGCCUGAUGAUAUGCCAGGUUAAAAAUCUGUAGACUAUUUCUUUCUUUUUUGUUGUGUUAUCCCUAAAAAAUGAUUCAAGGCUAAAAGUUUAGUGUAAGUAAUACUUGCAAAUCAAAGGUGAACCAAUCAGAAAUUUUUCAUAGAAGGAAGGGGGGGGGAGGGGUCAAGGGUCUCCACUAUGAAAGUGGCAGAGAGCCUAUAAAUGCAUGUAUGUGACAUUCUUGCAGAUCAAAAAUGUCAAUCACAUAUACAUGACACAGGACUUGUCAACCCAGCACAUCUUCAAAUGUUGAGAAUUGAUAGGGAAGGGAUGAUAGAUGAUGUCAUAAUGCAUGGCACAAGACGUCAUUCAUGCAAAAAAUGCGCGAAAAAGAUGUUGUUGGAAUUGUAACAUUUGAUCUGAUUGGUUUAAUUCCCACAUAUUGUUGCUUAUAUUACAAUGGUAUACCGGAGUUUGUGAGGAAACAUUUGAUAUUAACAGUAAAAAUAAUAACUCAAACAACACAAAAUAUCUGAAAUUUUAUUGUCAGAAAGUCAAAUCUACAAGAAAUGGCAGACUUUGGCGAUUAUCCAGGAGAUUUCAGACUCUACUCUAGAGACCGGGACAAAUGGUUCAAAAUCUGGAGACUCCCGGAUUAUCCAGGAGAGUUGACAGCACUGAUGACAGUUUCAUGUGCUUAACUCUUAAUUCUCGUCAAUUUAACUUGCACCCAAAAUAGUCCCUGAAAGACUUGAUCUUGGCAAGAUCUCAUGUUUACUAACCUCGAUAAUCUAAGCAAGAUAUGUGUAACCUAAAAAUGAUGGGGCCAAGGCUUUUUGCUUUUCACCACAAAUCAUUGAAAAAUCUUUGUUUUGUUAAGAUGUUGUUGGAAAGUGAUUGCCACUAGAAGUCAUUGAGUUUUUUCAGAAAUUUGGUUAUAAUAUCAUGGAUACGAAAAUCACAUAAAAUUUGACUUAGAAACAGUUGGCAGGUGUAGGAUGCUUAUCAACAAAAAAUUAAAUCCUUAAAAGAGACCAUUACAUUUUGGUUAGUUAAAGUGUAUGAGGAAAGUAGUGGUGUCUCCUUUUUAUUAUCUUAUCUAUCGACUAUGACUUUGUAUUAUGAUUGUAUUUUAACAGCACAUGUCAAGACUGCACUCGUGGGCCCCAGUGUGACUAUCCCAAUCACAAAUGGAAAGUUAAAUCUUGGAACCUGGCAGGGAAUCUGGCUUUGUGAACAUCGGAAUCAUGCAGGAUCAAGGCGAAUUGUAGUAACUCUUCAAGGAGUUCAAUAA